AUGACGAACCCAUCCAAGAAGGCCUUGGAUCAUCUUGCAGUACCGCAAGCUUUGAAUCAUUUUCUACACGCCGCCAUGGUAUUGGAAGUCAAGCCCAAGACCGAUAUGUUCAAGGUCCAGAAUAUCGAGGGGGUGCCGGAGCAUGUGUUCUUCACGGACUUCCUGGGGAGUCGUGACGAGAAGGUUCACAACCCCAUCACGGGGUCUUGGUUCCGCAUCGAAAGAGGGCCUCCAUCUACGCCGCCCAAGUACGAAUACGAUGAGGUGGGUGUUGUUUUUGAAGGGACGAUCACCUUGGAGGAUGAAGCCGGUGCGAAAGCGACCCUUGCGGCUGGCCAAACAUUUGUAAUUCACCGGGGGAGCACGAUCGCUUUCUCGUCGAGCGAUUACGGAAUUGCUUUCAAGUGCGGGUCCAGACUGAUGGCUAGAACGUAG
This is a messenger RNA of Exophiala aquamarina CBS 119918, 435 nucleotides long. RefSeq lists its product as uncharacterized. The record is from RefSeq and is a predicted model, not a curated record. NCBI's taxonomy places the organism in Eukaryota, Fungi, Ascomycota, Eurotiomycetes, Chaetothyriales, Herpotrichiellaceae. The transcript has 3 exons. Bases 1 to 435 code for a protein of 144 amino acids.